CUUCUCCUCACCACCUUGCCAUUAUUCUCUCUCUGCAUUCCAUAUUUGUCUUACGCUUCCUCCUCUCUACAACCCACCAGCUAUGGCCAAGAUCAAGAUCGGAAUCAAUGGAUUUGGAAGGAUUGGUCGGUUGGUUGCCAGAGUUGCUUUGCAGAGAGAUGAUGUUGAACUUGUUGCUGUCAAUGAUCCUUUUAUCAACACUGACUACAUGACCUACAUGUUUAAGUAUGAUUCUGUCCAUGGCCAAUGGAAGCAUCAUGAUAUUAAAGUGAAGGACUCCAAGACCCUUCUUUUUGGAGACAAGGCAGUUACUGUUUUUGGCGCGAAGAACCCUGAGGAGAUCCCAUGGGGUGAGGCUGGAGCCGAAUAUGUGGUCGAGUCCACCGGUGUUUUCACUGAUAAGGACAAAGCUGCCCUGCAUUUGAAGGGUGGUGCCAAGAAGGUCAUCAUUUCUGCUCCAAGCAGUAACGCUCCUAUGUUUGUUAUGGGUGUUAACGAGAAGGAAUACAAGUCAAAUAUUGACAUUGUUUCUAAUGCUAGCUGCACGACCAACUGUCUUGCUCCAUUGGCAAAGGUCAUCCAUGACAAAUUUGGUAUUGUUGAGGGUCUUAUGACCACUGUCCAUUCCAUCACUGCUACACAAAAGACAGUUGAUGGACCAUCAAUGAAGGAUUGGAGAGGUGGCAGAGCUGCCUCUUUCAACAUUAUUCCCAGCAGCACUGGUGCUGCAAAGGCUGUUGGGAAGGUGCUACCAGCUCUGAAUGGCAAGUUGACUGGAAUGGCUUUCCGUGUGCCCACGGCUGAUGUCUCAGUGGUUGAUCUCACUGUGAGGACGGAGAAGAAGGCCUCUUAUGAUGAUAUCAAGGCUGCCAUCAAGGCGGAAUCUGAGGGAAAUUUGAAGGGAAUCCUUGGUUACACUGAGGAUGAAGUGGUAUCAAGCGACUUUUUGGGAGACAGCAGGUCGAGUAUUUUCGAUGCCAAGGCUGGAAUUGCUCUGAAUGAAAACUUUAUCAAGUUGGUCUCUUGGUAUGAUAAUGAAUGGGGUUACAGCUCGCGCGUGGUUGACUUGAUCAGGCACAUUGACUCCACAAAAUGAGGAGUUUUGGACCCAGAAUUUUCAGCUCAGCAAGGGCUCAUGAGAGAUGAUUCGAAAUAACAGUCUUGGGGAUGAGAUAUAUUACAUUACACCAAGACUGGUUAUAUCCAGCAUGCUGACUCUUCUGAUAUCUACGAUCCUACCAUCUUUUUUAGUUGUAUUGGUGUCAAACGGAACUUGAGAUUUCUUACUAAUAAUACCGGCUUUUUCUCCUUUUA
Vitis riparia (riverbank grape) is the source of this 1314-nucleotide messenger RNA. Its product is annotated as glyceraldehyde-3-phosphate dehydrogenase 2, cytosolic-like. Gene Ontology annotation, biological process: glucose metabolic process. The transcript is spliced from 11 exons. The coding region runs from base 83 to 1096 and encodes 337 amino acids. NCBI's taxonomy places the organism in Eukaryota, Viridiplantae, Streptophyta, Magnoliopsida, Vitales, Vitaceae. The record is from RefSeq and is a predicted model, not a curated record. Gene Ontology annotation, molecular function: oxidoreductase activity, acting on the aldehyde or oxo group of donors, NAD or NADP as acceptor; NAD binding; NADP binding.